CAGGAGUACUCGGAGGACAGCAACAGUGAGCCGGACGUGGACUUAGAGAACCAAUACUACAACUCGAAGGCCCUGAAAGAGGACGACCCGAAGAACGCGCUGCAGAACUUCCAGCGGGUGUUGGACUUGGAGUCGGGCGAGAAGGGAGAGUGGGGUUUCAAAGCACUCAAACAGAUGAUCAAAAUUAACUUUAAACUGGCAAACUUCUCGGAAAUGAUGGCCAGAUAUAAGCAAUUGUUGACUUAUAUCAAGACCGCUGUCACCAGAAACUACUCGGAAAAGUCCAUCAAUUCUAUACUCGACUACAUCUCCACUUCGAAACAGGUCUUAAUCUCAAAUGGUUUAAAAGCAGUGAUAUAUGUGUCUAAUGUGAGUGAUUGUGUGGAUCAGAUGGAACUGUUGCAAGAGUUCUACGAAACAACGUUGGAUGCGCUAAAGGACGCCAAGAAUGACAGGCUUUGGUUUAAGACAAACACAAAACUAGGAAAACUGUAUUACGAUAGGAAUGAAUUCAACAAAUUGUCGCGUAUUCUCAAACAACUGCAUCAGUCCUGUCAGACCGACGACGGAACCGAUGACCUUAAGAAAGGCACUCAACUCCUCGAGAUCUAUGCCCUCGAGAUUCAGAUGUAUACACAGCAGAAGAAUAAUAAAAAACUUAAGAAACUAUACGAACAGUCACUUCACAUAAAGUCUGCAAUUCCUCAUCCGUUGAUUAUGGGAGUCAUUAGAGAAUGCGGUGGGAAAAUGCAUUUGCGUGAAGGGGAGUACGAGAAGGCACACACGGACUUCUUCGAGGCGUUCAAGAACUACGACGAGUCCGGUAGCCCUCGACGCACGACUUGCCUCAAGUAUUUGGUUUUGGCCAAUAUGUUGAUGAAAUCGGGAAUCAAUCCGUUCGACUCACAAGAGGCCAAACCCUACAAAAACGAUUCGGAGAUUCUGGCGAUGACUAAUCUGGUGAGCGCUUAUCAGAACAACGAUAUCAACGACUUCGAGAAGAUCUUGAGGACCAAUAGGAAGACAAUAAUGGAUGACCCGUUCAUUAAGGAACACAUAGAAGAUCUAUUACGUAAUAUUCGGACACAAGUGUUGAUUAAACUAAUCAAACCCUACACUAGAAUUCAAAUCCCAUUCAUUUCAAAGGAGCUAAAUAUAGACGUGUGUGAAGUGGAGAAUCUAUUGGUUUCAUGUAUUCUCGAUAAUACAAUUGAGGGCCGUAUAGAUCAGGUGAACCAAGUGCUGGAACUGAACCGAAGUACGAAUAGCGCCUCACGUUAUAACGCUUUAGACAAAUGGACGACUCAGUUGUCGUCACUUCACUCAACAAUUGUUAAUAAAAUGGCGUAAAUUAUUUGUAAUUUAUUUGGUUUUAAAUACAAUUUUAUUCAAUAAAAUUGAAAUUUCAAUUCUUAAAUAA
Molecule: messenger RNA, 1420 nt
Organism: Medioppia subpectinata
Lineage: Eukaryota; Metazoa; Arthropoda; Arachnida; Sarcoptiformes; Oppiidae
Source: the annotation of a GenBank genome assembly